Molecule: messenger RNA, 1341 nt
Organism: Ailuropoda melanoleuca (giant panda)
Lineage: Eukaryota; Metazoa; Chordata; Mammalia; Carnivora; Ursidae
Gene: CALCR
Product: calcitonin receptor
Exons: 11
Coding region: 1-1341 (446 amino acids)
Biological process (GO): positive regulation of cytosolic calcium ion concentration; cell surface receptor signaling pathway; adenylate cyclase-activating G protein-coupled receptor signaling pathway
Cellular component (GO): axon; plasma membrane
Molecular function (GO): calcitonin receptor activity
Source: RefSeq, a predicted model, not a curated record
AUGGAGUCCGAGCCAUUUCUGUACGUCCUAGGACGAAAGAAAAUGUCGGAUGCGCAGUACAAAUGCUAUGACCGCAUGCAGCAGUUACCCCCAUACCAAGGAGAAGGUCCAUAUUGCAACCGCACCUGGGAUGGAUGGCUAUGCUGGGAUGAUACACCGGCUGGAGUAUUGUCCCAGCAGUACUGCCCAGAUUAUUUUCCAGACUUUGAUCCAUCAGAAAAGGUUACAAAAUACUGUGACGAGAAUGGGGAUUGGUAUAAACAUCCUGAGAACAAUCGAACCUGGUCCAACUAUACUAUGUGUAAUGCUUUCACUCCUGAGAAACUGAAGAAUGCAUACGUCCUGUACUACUUGGCUAUUGUGGGCCAUUCUUUGUCAAUUUUCACCUUGGUGAUUUCGCUGGGGAUUUUCGUGUUUUUCAAGAGCCUUGGCUGCCAAAGGGUGACUCUGCACAAGAACAUGUUUCUGACUUACAUCCUGAAUUCUAUGAUUAUCAUCAUCCACCUGGUUGAAGUCGUACCCAAUGGAGAGCUCGUGAGAAGGGAUCCGCUGAGCUGCAAGAUUUUGCAUUUCUUUCACCAGUACAUGAUGGCAUGCAACUAUUUCUGGAUGCUCUGUGAAGGAAUCUAUCUGCACACACUCAUCGUGGUGGCCGUGUUCACUGAGGAACAGCACCUGCGGUGGUACUAUCUCUUGGGCUGGGGGUUCCCACUGGUGCCAACCACUAUCCAUGCGAUUACUAGGGCGCUGUACUUCAAUGACAACUGCUGGCUGAGUGUGGAAACCCAUCUGCUUUACAUCAUCCACGGCCCCGUUAUGGCAGCACUGGUGGUCAAUUUCUUCUUCCUGCUCAACAUUGUCCGGGUGCUCGUGAGCAAGAUGAGGGAGACCCAGGAGGCGGAAUCCCACAUGUACUUGAAGGCAGUGAGGGCCACUCUGAUCCUGGUGCCCCUGCUGGGAAUCCAGUUCGUCGUCUUUCCCUGGAGGCCUUCCAACAAGAUGCUUGGGAAGAUAUAUGAUUACCUGAUGCACUCUCUGAUUCAUUUCCAGGGAUUCUUCGUCGCCGUGAUUUACUGCUUCUGCAACAAUGAGGUCCAAACCACCGUGAAGCGCCAGUGGGCCCAGUUUAAAACCCAGUGGGACCAGCGCUGGGGGCGAAGGAACCCCCGCCGCUCUGCGGCCAACGCCGCAGCCGCUGCCGCCGCCGCCGCCGCCGAAGCCGGGGACAUCCCGGUUUACAUCUGCCAUCAGGAGCCGAGGAACGAAGCCGCCAACAACCUGGGUGAGGAGGGUGCCGAGGUCAUUGCUCUGGAAAUCAUUGAGCAAGAGUCAUCCGCUUGA